Messenger RNA from Pestalotiopsis fici W106-1, 369 nucleotides. Its product is annotated as Assembly factor cbp-4. Gene Ontology annotation, cellular component: mitochondrial membrane. The transcript is spliced from 3 exons. Gene Ontology annotation, biological process: mitochondrial respiratory chain complex III assembly. Bases 1 to 369 code for a protein of 122 amino acids. Lineage: Eukaryota; Fungi; Ascomycota; Sordariomycetes; Amphisphaeriales; Sporocadaceae. The record is from RefSeq and is a predicted model, not a curated record.
AUGGCGGCAAAAGGCUCAAAGAUGGGGACAUACCUCAAGAUGCUGGCCACCGGCGCCGUGGUCUGUGUAGGAGGACCUGCAUUCGUAUUUUGGAUCCAGCCGACCGACGAGGAGCUCUUUAAGCGAUACAGCCCCGAGCUGCAAAAGAAGAGCCUGGAGAGGCGACACGAGCGACAGCAAGAGUUUGACGACUUUGUCAACCAGUUGAAAGACUUUUCAAAGUCGGACAAGCCGAUAUGGACGGUGCAAGAGGAAGCUGCUAGAGCAUACAGGCUGGAGAGGUUACGCGAGGACGCGAGGGUCGCCGAGGAGGCCAAGGCGCAGAAAGAGGCCAUGCGAAAGGAGUCGGGGCUAUCGGGCAGCUCAUAA